AUGGUGCUACCGAUACUACAAUACUUCAUAGCGGCAGUCAAGCUGACGCUUGCGCUUUCACCUCUCUUGGUGAUCGUCGCUAUAUUUGCGGUGAACAAGAACUGCAAUCAGCGCUCGUCCGAAGGCUCCAGAUCAGGCGCGAGAAUUGAGUACAUAGACUCAUCUGACGAUGACACUAAAAAUGAUUGGUAG
Messenger RNA from Babesia bigemina, 192 nucleotides. RefSeq lists its product as hypothetical. The transcript has a single exon. NCBI's taxonomy places the organism in Eukaryota, Apicomplexa, Aconoidasida, Piroplasmida, Babesiidae. The coding region runs from base 1 to 192 and encodes 63 amino acids. The record is from RefSeq and is a predicted model, not a curated record.